AUGGGAAUCAUCGUGCUUAUCAACCUGGGCUUGAUGGCUGUGAUGGCUCAGAUCACGGGCUACGAAGCCGACGUGUUCCUUGGCCUGGCGCCUCCUGAGCCCAUUAUGCCAGAGACCUUCUUCGACAUUGCUGAGAUCUGCUUCUUCGUGGUGUACAUCGCUGACGUUCUGGUGCGUAUGUUUGUGCUCCGCAGGGAGUGGUAUUAUGAUGAGCUCGAGGGGAUCCAGCUCAUGAACAUUUUCGAUGCCAUCCUUGCUGCAGUUCAUGCCUUCGAGCUGAUGCUGCUUCCCAUGCUGGUUACCGGAGAUCAAGACCAGCGGGCCAGUACGGUCCGCGUCAUCAAGUUGCUCAGAAUCGUGCGAACACUUCGUAUCAUCAAGACGGUUGCACUGUUCCGACAGCUUCGACUCUUGGUGGGGACCUGCAUCGCCAGCAUUGGCGCCCUGUUCUGGUCGAUGGUGAUGCUUUUCCUCGUCAAAUUGGGUUUCUCGCUCAUCAUCUGCCAGGCAAUUCAAGGCUUCAUCCUCGACGACCAGAAUGAUCUGGACACCCGCCUGGAGAUGAAUAACUUGUAUGGCAGCUUCUUGAAAGCCCUCUACACCAUGUUCGAGGUGACGCACUCGGGCAGCUGGCCAGCGAGAGUGCGGCCUGUGAUAGACAAGGUCAGCCCUUGGUACUCCUUGCCAUUUCUCGGCUAUAUCACUCUGGUGGUUUUUGCCGUGAUAAGAGUAGUCACAGCACUCUUCCUCAAGGAAACCCUGGCCAGUGCUGCAAACGACGCGGACAUGCAGAUUGAAGAAAGUCGUAAGACAGCUCGAGACUACCAGAAAAAGCUGGAAGAUCUCUUCCGGGCGGUUGACGAAGAUGGGAAUGAUUGGCUCUCUCCGGAGGAAUUUGUUCAAGCGCUUAGCCUGCCGGGCGUGCAGCGAUAUUUAGCAAUUCUGGAGCUUAAAGUUUCGGACUGCGGCCCAUUGUUUGAAAUUCUCGACGAUGGCGACGGAAAGAUCACGAUUGCAGAAUUUUGCAAGGGCUUGAUGCAGCUCAAGGGGCAUGCGCGGGCGUUGGACAUGGUGGUUCUCCAGCGCGAAAGCGCAAAGGUACUUAAGGAGUGCCAGGACAUCCACUUCAAGCUGAAAUCAAUGUUCUCGACUGUACCAAGUCUGGAUACGAAUGGCAAACAGACCGAGACCAGCGGUCUUGCCUGA
Molecule: messenger RNA, 1206 nt
Organism: Symbiodinium pilosum
Lineage: Eukaryota; Dinophyceae; Suessiales; Symbiodiniaceae
Source: the annotation of a GenBank genome assembly